Lathyrus oleraceus (garden pea) is the source of this 1117-nucleotide messenger RNA. Its product is annotated as heat stress transcription factor B-3. The record is from RefSeq and is a predicted model, not a curated record. Lineage: Eukaryota; Viridiplantae; Streptophyta; Magnoliopsida; Fabales; Fabaceae. Gene Ontology annotation, molecular function: DNA-binding transcription factor activity; RNA polymerase II cis-regulatory region sequence-specific DNA binding. Gene Ontology annotation, biological process: regulation of transcription by RNA polymerase II. The transcript is spliced from 2 exons. Gene Ontology annotation, cellular component: nucleus. The coding region runs from base 335 to 1021 and encodes 228 amino acids.
GACUAUAAAAGAGUGAUGAAAGUGCAUGCAUGCCUUGAAAGUCUUUUAUGAGUAUAUAAAAGAGGUAGAAGCUUAGUGCAUACGUUUCAUAAUAUUAGUUGAAAGAAAGAAAGAUAGAGAAAGAAGAAACAUUAAGCUCUUGCGUUUCUCAUGAACUGUGGAGUCGUGUUGGGUUUCUAUUGUUGGGGUUGGGAAUUCUUAACUGCUCUUCUUCUCUUCUCUUCUCUUCUUCAUCAAUCUUAAAUAUAUUAUCUUCUAUAUAUUCUUAUAUAUCCUUCUUUACAAACUAAUUUUCGAUUUACUAGAGAAAUAUUUUUAAAGAAAAGAAAAAAAAAUGGAAGGAGUAGGGUUAUUGGAAUGUGGAAGAAAGUGCACUCCAUCGCCUUUCUUGUUGAAGACAUACAUGUUGGUGGAGGAUCCGGGGACCGACGAGGUGAUAUCGUGGAACGACGAUGGAGCGGCGUUCGUGGUGUGGCAGCCGGCGGAGUUUGCCCGUGAUCUUCUUCCGACACUCUUCAAGCAUAGCAAUUUCUCUAGCUUUGUACGCCAACUCAAUACUUAUGGGUUUCGUAAAGUUGCAACAAGUAGAUGGGAAUUUUGCAAUGAAAGAUUCAAGAAAGGUGAAAGAGAGUUACUAUCUGAGAUUCGGCGAAGAAAAGCUUGGAGCAACAAGCAACAACGUUCGGUACAAAACCAAGAUUCUGAUGAAGAUCAAAGGUCAUCAUCAACCUCUUCAACUUCCGGUUACAGUAAUCUUUUGGAUGAAAACAAGCGACUGAAGAAGGAAAAUGUGGUGUUGAAUUCUGAGUUAACAAGCAUGAAGAGGAAGUGUAAGGAGUUACUUGAUUUGGUAUCAGUUUAUAACAAAAAACAGGAAGAGGAAAAAGGUAAAGAUGAUGAUGAAAGGCCAAUGCUGUUUGGAGUGAGAUUGGAUGUUCAACAAGGAGAGAGAAAGAUCAAAAGGAAUAGAGGUGAGAUUAGUGAAAGUGCAAGCAUUUUGUUGUCACAAUCAUGCAAAUAGAAAUAUAAAUAAAUAUACGUUACAAUAGAAGCCUGAAAGUAUAGGUAUAUAUGUAGUUGCUCAAAAUUAAAACAAUAAUCAAAUAUUAUAAAAUCA